Messenger RNA from Trichoplusia ni (cabbage looper), 2664 nucleotides. Its product is annotated as cullin-5-like. Gene Ontology annotation, molecular function: ubiquitin protein ligase binding. The coding region runs from base 269 to 2608 and encodes 779 amino acids. Gene Ontology annotation, biological process: protein ubiquitination; SCF-dependent proteasomal ubiquitin-dependent protein catabolic process. The record is from RefSeq and is a predicted model, not a curated record. NCBI's taxonomy places the organism in Eukaryota, Metazoa, Arthropoda, Insecta, Lepidoptera, Noctuidae. Gene Ontology annotation, cellular component: Cul5-RING ubiquitin ligase complex; SCF ubiquitin ligase complex. The transcript has 4 exons.
AUUUUGUUUCAAUUGUGAUAAAUAACUAGAUCCAAAAAUAAUUAAUAAUUUGGUCUUUUUAGAAAAUGAUCUAUUUGUUCAUUCGACUAUAAACGCAAUUUUAGUCAAUUCAUUAAAGAGUGCUUGAUAUUUUCACGUAUAUUGACGUAGAAAUAAGCUAGUCUACUCAACCAUGAACCAAACCAAUACCAACCAUCGUAAAAUAUAACCGAGUUAAUUCAUUAUGAAAAGUGUAUUCGUGUGAAGAGUAUAUAUUUUGAUUGAAGUCAUGUUAAAGGAUAAAGGACAAGUCACUUUUGAGGAUAAAUGGCCUGCUAUGCGCCCUAUAGUUUUGAAGCUUCUGAAGCAAGAACCGGUAACGCAAACAGAAUGGCAAGAUCUCUUUGGAGCUGUUCACUCUGUCUGCCUUUGGGACGAAAGAGGACCAUACAAAUUAAGAGAUGCUUUACAGCAGGAUAUAAUGAUGUAUAUUAAGCAGGCCCAAAAUCGUGUACUAGCUCAGCGGGAGGACCAAGCUCUGCUAAAAGCUUAUAUCGCAGAAUGGGGCAAGUUUUUUACACAGUGCAACUAUUUACCAACUCCCUUUCGACAGUUAGAAAAUUCUAUCAAUAGUGUAAGCAAAGUGGCAACUUCCAAUACAUCCAGUGCACAGAAAAAGAAUAACAACAAUAACAUAGAAGAUAGUUUAGUAAGGAAACUUAUGUUAGAUUCUUGGAAUCAAAGUAUUUUUGUGGAUAUCAAGCAGAGGUUACAAGAUUCUGCUAUGAAGCUGGUACAAGCUGAACGUAAUGGUGAAUCAUUUGAUUCACAACUAGUAAUUGGUGUAAGGGAAUCUUAUGUUAAUUUGUGCUCGAACUCUGUGGAUAAGCUUCAGAUAUACAGAGAAAAUUUUGAAGCUGCUUAUAUGCAGGCAACAGAAGAGUUUUACAAACUUAAAGCUAGUGAACAGUUGUUGGCAAAUGGAGUCCAGUCAUAUAUGAAGUAUGCUGAUCAGCGUCUAAAGGAAGAAGAAGCUCGAGCUCAUAGGUACCUAGAGCCCGGCAGUGGGAGUGUGGCAGCACUAACUCAGUGUUGUGAGAAAGUACUCAUUGGAGAACAUCUACCUACUUUACUUGCAGAGAGUGCACCUCUCAUCAAGGCUGGAGAAACUGAAAAGUUACAACUUAUGUUCCGUCUGCUUGAUAGGGUGCCAGAAGGAGUUACACCCAUACUUAGAGAUUUAGAGGCACAUAUAGUUUCUGCUGGGCUGGCAGACAUGGUAGCUUCUGCUGAUAUAAUUACUUCUGAUUCAGAAAAGUAUGUAGAACGUUUAUUAGACUUGUUCAAGCGGUUUAGUUCUUUAGCUAAAGAUGCCUUUAUGGAUGACCCUCGAUUUUUGACAGCCAGAGAUAAAGCUUACAAAUGUGUGGUCAAUGACACAACUGUGUUCAAGUUGGAAUUGCCAUCUUCAGCUCUACUAAGAGGAACCAAAGGCACUGCUCCCGAAAGUAAAUGUCCUGAGCUCCUUGCUAAUUACUGUGAUAUGUUACUACGAAAGACACCUCUCAGUAAGCGUUUGACAAGUGAGCAAAUAGAAUCAAGAUUAAAAGAUGUUUUGUUAGUUCUAAAAUAUAUAGAAAACAAAGAUGUUUUUAUGAGAUAUCACAAGGCUCAUUUAACCAGAAGAUUAAUAUUAGACUCUAGUGCAGACUCUGAAAAAGAAGAAGAUAUGGUGGAGUGGCUCAGAGAGGUGGGUAUGCCUGCUGAUUAUGUUAACAAACUGGCAAGAAUGUUUCAGGAUAUUAAAGUCAGUGAAGACCUUAACACUCAAUUUAGAACUGAUACUACCCGCCAUGAUGCUAUAAAUAUAAAAAUACUCAAUGCUGGUGCUUGGGCCCGUGGAUCUGAAAGAGUAACUGUAAGCCUUCCAUUAGAAUUAGAAGACUACAUACCUGAAGUUGAAGACUUUUAUAAGAAGAAACAUUCUGGGAGAAAGCUGCAGUGGUACCAUCAUAUGAGCAAUGGUACUAUAACAUUUGCGAAUUCCGUUGGUAGAUUCGAUUUGGAUGUCACUACAUUUCAAAUGGCGGUCUUGUUUGCAUGGAAUCAAAGACCUAUGGAAAAGAUAAGUUACGAAAAUUUGAGACUGGCCACUGAACUUCCUGAUCCAGAAUUAAGGAGGACUCUAUGGUCUCUUGUUGCUUUUCCCAAACUCAAAAGGCAGUUACUAUGCUAUGCUCCAGCAGUGCAAAAUCCUAAAGAUUUUGCAGAAAAUACAACAUUCUGGGUUAAUCAAGAAUUUGCACUUGUUAAGAAUGGAAAACCUCAGCGAAGAGGUAAAAUUAAUUUGAUUGGUAGACUUCAACUGAGCACUGAGCGAUCUCAAAUAGAAGAUAAUCAUUCCAUUGUUCAACUUCGGAUAUUAAGGACUCAAGAGGCCAUUAUAAAGAUUCUUAAAAUGAGAAAGCGGAUCACAAAUACUGCUCUACAGAGUGAACUGGUCGAAAUUUUGAAGAACAUGUUCUUGCCAUCAAAGAAGAUGAUAAAGGAGCAGCUAGAGUGGCUAAUUGAACAUAAAUACAUGCGCCGGGACGACGAAGAUAUCAACACUUUUAUAUAUAUGGCCUAAAAUCUAUUAUUGCAAGCGUAAAUGAACAAAAUCAAAUAAAUUGUUUACCCAGGAAA